AUGGUGAGAUACGCUGCCACCCCUGCCAACAGCUCGAAGACUGCCUUGUCUCGUGGCUCCUACCUCCGUGUUCACUUCAAGAACACCCGUGAGGUCGCUGCUGCCAUCUCCGGCAUGAAGUUGAAGAAGGCCCUCACUUACCUCGAGGACGUCAAGGAGCACAAGCAGGCCAUCCCUUUCCGUCGCUUCCACGGCGGUAUCGGUCGCACUGCCCAGGCCAAGCCUUUCGGUAUGACCAUGGCUCGCUGGCCCGCCAAGUCCUGCGAGUUCGUCUUGGAUUUGCUCAAGAACGCCGAGUCCAACGCCGAGGUCAAGGGCUUGGAGCAGGAGGCUCUUGUCAUCAAGCACAUUCAGGUCAACCAGGCUCCCCGCCAGCGUCGCCGCACCUACCGUGCUCACGGUCGCAUCAACCCCUACAUGUCGUCCCCUUGCCACAUCGAAAUCAUUCUCGCUGAGGAGAACGAGGCCGUCAAGCGUGAGGUUGAGGCCAAGAAGCCCAAGCUCAACGCUCGCCAGCUCGCUGCCCGUGCUCGUCGUGCUUAA
Molecule: messenger RNA, 543 nt
Organism: Linnemannia hyalina
Lineage: Eukaryota; Fungi; Mortierellomycota; Mortierellomycetes; Mortierellales; Mortierellaceae
Source: the annotation of a GenBank genome assembly